AAGCUCUCCUUCCCCACUUAUCCAAUGAUGAAAGAGUGGAUCAUGUGAUUCCAUGGUUAAUAGUUCCAAUGAAUAUUCGCCGGAAACAAGACGAGUCCACUUCAGCGAAACACGACAAGGCACUCUUAUACGGAAUCCGACAAGGCAGUAGACGUUUUGCACGCCAUCUUGCGAUCUCGAUGGCCCUUUUGUUGACGGGAGUCAGUUCUUAAUGUGCAGAUCGCAGAAGUGAUUUUGACGGAUAUUUAGUACUACUAUUGUUGUCGUUCCAUGUAAAUACCGAUUUAGAGAAGUUGAAUAGACGAGGAUUGCCGUUGCGAGUCGUGUGUAGGACGAGCAAGAGUAGCGACACCAGGCGUUCUUGACCUCUGCUUGAAUUCGCAAGAAAACGUGGAGAUUCGAAUACAACAAAGUGAAAGUACCUGUAUUUUCUCCCAUCGGUGCAGGAUUUCGUAGCUCUCGCACGCGAAGACGAAGAAAGGAGAUACGAAAACAGCAACAUAAAUCAUUUCAGAAGCCUGUCUCGCUUCUCAACAAUGAGGGAGAUUGACGCGGAGGCCUUCGCUGUAAUACAACGAGUCCUGCAUCCGCCGAAAGGGGCGCACAAUUACGGCGAAGUUCCGUGGGACAUGCAGAAAGUCGGAUUCAUAGAACGGUAGGUUUAUUUGUAUUCAUGAGAGCCUUGUAAAAGCUUGUUCACCUUGUAAUAACAUAGAAAUCCUGUUCGAAACUCGUAGAAAGAUCUGGAUCUCCUGUAUCUCUAUUUUCCCAUAUAAGUACUGUCGUUCGUUUGUGAGUUCUUCCUUUUCCUCUAUUCACUGGCAUGUUCUUGUGGAAUGAGUGUUGUUUUUGACAUGCUUUUGGAAUUAUAUAUUGGCAUGGAUGUCUAUUUUGCUCUCCAGACAGAAAACACUCGUCAAGCUGCGGUGGAAACCUUAUCUGGUGUGGGCGAUAUUAUGAGUGUGGGGAUAAAUCAAUAGUUUGCUAAAUUCAUCGGUCCAUAAAAACAGACACCCAGACAACAGCCAUGAGGAAAAUAAAAGACAGUUAGUCUGUCAUCCUCAGUAGGGGACGAAGGAAAGAGCAGCCAAGCUCAGAAAAUAAUCCCUCGUUGCGACGUAUCAAGUACCCACUACGCCUCUAACGAUAGCGGUCGCAUCCUGUGCAGGAGGAUAUAUGCAAUGGGGAAACUAUGCGGCAAAUAGCUAUAUCAACUACGCGCAAGCAUCCCCGUUUCGGUGGAGCCACUUGCCAGACAUGUUCCUAGACAUGAUACCGAAACCACCAGAGGACAAUUGGAAUUAAGGCUAGUAUCAAACUUGCUGGAUGCAUAGUAGGCUACUACUAUUAGUAGCUAGUAAGUAGUUACUUUCGUGGUUAUGUUUGGUUUUCAAUGGAUCUAGAAGUCGCGUCGUCGGACUUUGUAGCAAUCUGGAUACCCCAAAAGGCCUUACAACAUAUUUGAUGACGAUGUCACCAAGUGAUAACAAAUCAAAAUUCAUUAAGCUAGCCAGAGAGGCUGUAGGUAAGGUGACCGUUGGGAUAGCUCUAAUCGAAAACCGUUGUAGGUGACGUCCUGCCAUACCUGGGAUGCGUCGUAGGGGUGCCGUACCUGGUACAAUUGCAGGAAGGAGAAAAGUGUUGUUGUUGUAGAAGCAAUUUGUACUACAACUAUGAAUCUUUGUUUCCGUGACUAAGUGCCUGGUGACUUUUCUUGCGAUGCACCUGCAUUUUCAAUUAACACCACCUCGCGCUAGGCACAUCAUCGUCAUCAUUCACUGGUGUCUCCCCUUUCACACGACAGGCAGUGAUGGACUAUUUCGUGGUACUUUGUACGGCGGCUCACAUCUGGGCCAGCCACUGGGUCCUGAACGGAAUAGCCGAGAAUACCACGACCUUGCCUUCGUCGUUUGGGUAUGAACGAUGCCUGAAGAAGAGUGGCAUCGAGCACGGCGAUGACCACACAUACGCCGUUGCGAAUACCACAGGUAGUUUAGAUCUUCUUGUAAGCAAGGCAUAUUUCUAGUAGAAGGUAGAGAGUCCUCCAACUCUUCGUUUUGAAUCACAAUAAUUGCUAUUCUAAUUGUUCAUUCUGUCGACAGCUGCAAAUUUCAAGAUGGGAUAAUAUACACUCAGGUUCUUGUGCAGCUAUGAUGUGGAGUGGACACACUUUUACGGUGAUUCUCUGCUUAUGGUCGGUUACCCUGGGACUUGAAGAUCAAUUUCCAGCUCUCUUCUCGAAACGUUUAAACAUUGGCAAAUGGAUCUCAAGUAUAUUUGUUAAUACGCGUGUUUGAUGCAGAUGUUUUCGCCGAGUCGGAAGUCUACUGGUAAGUCGUGCAUAGUACAGGAUUCAAAUCAUCAGGAUGACGCCCAGACGAAGUGUUGAGACUGAAGGCAUGUGGACAACUUAUUCAUCCUAUAAGAGAAUAUCCCACGAUUUACUCUUUUCAACCAAGUUAUACGUCCGUCUCUACUCGGGUCGCCACUGACCAAGGCAGCUAAUUGUAGCUGCUUUUUGAUUCUUGCCAAUGGGCCAAUCAAUGCCUUCACCACAGUUUCACCGCGAGCUUUUCUGUUGUACGGAGUCACGGCUUUUGAGAUGCUGAUUAUCUUAAUCGACCACGGACACUACACUGUGGACCUCUACAUCGCUUGCCUCCUUGGCUGGUUCAUUUUCAGCAACGACAGGAUGCUUUUCUAUUUAUGGUUGGGUGAAAGGUGAAAGUAGUGGGACAAAAGUAUGAAGUACCGGCAAUAAGCAAUAAAGUACAGGUUUUUCACGAUGUACUAGAUCUAGUUUUGACUCAGUCGUACUCAAGAUUUGGCUGAACUGGCCCUCUUCGUCCUCGAACGCCCCUCUCAAUCCUACUACCUAGUGCUAAACUUCAAAUUUACUUAGUAGUCGGCGGGCCUUCCUAAUACGCAGCUGUCUCUUAGUUCCUUGCGAGACAAUCGAUUUUGUUGACUAGAUACACAUACCGCGUUUGCUUCUUCUUCAUACACGUUCUACUACAUGAAUCCGUUUGUUGGCGAGAUUCCCUACGAACGAAACGCGGUUUACAAAGAGUUGUGUUUGCGGAAAAUCGCUUUUCUGUGCGCGCAUGAGGGUGGCCUGGCAUCAUUCAGCGUAGUGGACGAGUCAACCCAAGAAAGCAUUAUGAAGCAGAGUCUUCCUCCAUGAAAAAUAUGUUUUCUUUCGCAAUCUAUAUGCCUAGGCUGUUGUAAUCUUUCAACAAAAGAUUUCUAGCCAAGAAUCAGGUGUAAGUAUGCUGUUGGACGUGUGAUGGUGACCUCGUAGCUGAAUCUAAUCAUAGUAGUCCUGAUAGCAUCAAGCAACUUCCGGAAGGCGCCAAAGCAAAACCUACUGAGGAUCUGUCAGCAAAAGCAUCACCAGGGAAGGCUUCAGGAGGUCCCGGCGCACAGUCGGGGUCUACAGUACCAGCGGGUGGAAGCUGCAGCAACACGGCAAGCGGAAAAGAUAAUGCCGACACCAGCGGCAGUAUAUUAAGGCUCACAUACUUGAUGUUGUUUGUGCAUGCAUACAUGAUUCUCUCGGUGACAAUGGUAUCUCAUAGCGAAUGAAAGCAUGCAUGAUUCGUUGACGAUCCAUGGUAUCUAGCGAAUGAAAUGGAAUAGAGAGUGAGUUGUGGUUGUAGAGCUUUAAGUAAAGCGACAAGUGGACCUACCGUGGAUCCGACAGUUCUUGACAGUGGAGCGGUAAAAUUGGAAGUGGAGGACCCGGUGAGUGGCACCACCAUGGCUACAGGCACCGCAAUAACUUGCGGAGCUGCCAUUGCAGGCCAAAGCACGACGCGUCGAGUCAUUUUUAAUCCUUGGAGGCGCGCAGACCGGGAAAUGGCGAAUUUUUGGACUUAGGGGUGAGAGUUUUCGUCCAUGCCUUCAAUGAUUUUUUUGCGGUCGAUGUGGCUCAUGUCCAGGGAUCUCUGUCGUCCACAAAGGUUAUCAUACUAGAUUCCGUCCCUCCUUUAUUCCAAGUAAAAAUCGCAUAUCCUACUUCUACACAAAAACCGCGCCAUCGGUGCCUCUUGAUGGGUGCCUGAAUGAAGAAACGAUGAGGUAUAACCCGAGACACAUCUUCACUUCGCAAGAACUGUGGGGUAAGAUGAUACAGCC
Molecule: messenger RNA, 4137 nt
Organism: Amoebophrya sp. A25
Lineage: Eukaryota; Dinophyceae; Syndiniales; Amoebophryaceae
Source: the annotation of a GenBank genome assembly